Messenger RNA from Biomphalaria glabrata, 3961 nucleotides. Its product is annotated as NF-kappa-B essential modulator-like. Bases 365 to 2536 code for a protein of 723 amino acids. Gene Ontology annotation, cellular component: nucleus; cytoplasm. Gene Ontology annotation, biological process: regulation of canonical NF-kappaB signal transduction. The record is from RefSeq and is a predicted model, not a curated record. Gene Ontology annotation, molecular function: K63-linked polyubiquitin modification-dependent protein binding. NCBI's taxonomy places the organism in Eukaryota, Metazoa, Mollusca, Gastropoda, Planorbidae. The transcript has 17 exons.
UAGAUGAUCUAGAUUUCUAGAUCUAGAUCUAUACUAUAGAUUCUAUUGACUUGAGCAACUAACAAUUAAGAAUUAAGGAAACUUGAGAUAUAGAAUUUAAUAGAUCUAAUUUAUAUUCAACUAUUUCAUCAUAACAGUGAUUUUAUAUUAUUAUAUAUUACUACUUAUUACUAGACUAACUUAGUAACUAAAGUUAAAUAUAAUAUCAUCUGUCAUCAUGGUAAAUUAAUUGGGAGCUAUAAAUACCAUUAAUCAUCUCAUGGUAAUGGAGAAUUCUUAAGUCAACUGUUGUACAGUAUUAAUGGAUUUGGCAGUGUACACAACAGCGUUGCCUGACUUUGAAGCUUAUUCAAUUUAAAUACAUAUGCAAGAAAAGUUUUCAGGAGUUCAGGAGAGUUCCAGCAACUCUACUACCAAUUUUAACCCUUAUUUCAACGAUUCAUCCUCUGUGAAUAACAUGGCCAUGGCAAGUCAGGAAAGUUCGAAGGAGCUAAAAAUGUCUGCUUCUUCAUACAGUAUGACAGACAUUUCAUUAGAACAAGCUGUGUUUAGACUGCGUGAAAUAGAAAAUGAAAAUCUGGCUUUGAGAGAUAGCCUUCGGCAGAAUAAUGCUGUUGUAAAAAAACAAUAUGAAGCUGUCUCUGAGUGGAGGAAAAGAGAAAUGGAGAAAUUUGAACAGACAAAAGCUUUGAUAACAGCUUUGAGGGCAGAAAUUCAGGACUUGCAAGAGAAACUGUUGGCCAAAGAUGAAAAUGAAAAAUCAUUGACCGAGAGACUUGAAGCUGUGGAAGAAGAGAAGGCCCAAGUUCAAUGUCAAAAAGCAAUCAGUGAUCAACGCAUGUUGAAUGUGUGUAGACUGGCUGAAGAGCAAGGGAUAAAAGGAUUCAAAGAAGACUUGGACAUUGACAGAGAUAUUGUAUAUGUCUCAGAAUUAGACAAAGAAGCAACUAUAUCACAGCUUGAAGAGGAGAUCAGUAGUAAGGAGGACUCAAUAUCUCAAUUGAAAUCUAUCAUACAAAAGUUAGAAGCAGAUUUGGCCCACAGUCAUGAGCAGACUAAACUAUUGCUCGAAGACAUGAAGUCUCAGCAGAAGCUGAAGGAAACUAUGGAGGAAGAGAACAGAAACCUGACUAAAAAAAUAAUGGACACAGAGCAAAAACUUCAUCAACAGAUGCAGUCUGUCAUUGCCUCAACCAGGAAAGAAAUGCAGGUGGAGCAGGGCUUAUCGAAAUCCACAAAUACUACCCAGCCAUCUUCAGAAGUGAACGGGGAUUCAACUUUUUUUAGUUUUCCAGACAAUAUGGAGGAUCUGAUGCACAUAGCCAAAUCACUGGAGGCCAAACAGCAGGAGGAAAUAAAACAAAAAGAUUUAAUAUCAAAAGUUGAGAAAUCCAAUGAGGAGAAACAACAUCUCUUACAAGAAGUUGAGAGACUAAAGACUGAGGUGCAAGAUUUAACUGCCAAAGUAAACAAUUUACAAGCACAGCUCAUUGAAGAAAGAGCUAAGAACAGAGAGACAACAGACAAAAUGUCAAUGGAAUAUGAGCAGAAACUUAUGGCAAUGGCUAAAAAUAAACCUGACAGCAAGGACUUUCAAGCUGCAAGCAAUACAGACGAUUCAUCUGCAUUAAGAUCUCAAGUCUUGUCUCUCCUUAAGGAAGUCUAUGAUGCUCAAAACAAAUGCUCUGCAGCAAUUCAAGCCAAUACCUUGAAAGAUACCAGAAUAGUAGAGCUGGAGAAUUUAAAUGAUGCUUUGAGGCAAGAAGGGGCUAAAUAUCGACAAAGCACAACUGACCUCAUUCAGCAGCUCAGAUCCAUAAACCACCAAUCAGAGAAAGCCCAGGCUGAAAAUAUGAGUGUUAAGAAGCAGUAUAGCAUGUUGCAAGAAUCAUUCAGCAAGCUAGUGACUGACUAUAAAGAACUGCAAGAAACCUUUGAAUCCUAUAGGACACAAACAGAAAGACAGGCACGUUACCCUCGACAACCUACCAGAGAGACCAUGGAAGAGAUCAACAGGCUGACUGCUCAGGUGAUUGCUGCAGAUGAAGCCAUUGCAUACAGAGAUGAGCAGAUUGCCCAACUCAGAGCUGAAAUUGCCUCAAACAGCUUCAGUGAGGAAAUACAUUUGCUCAAGUUUCAGGCUGAUUUGUUCAAAAGUGACUUUGCUGCUGAGAGAGAGGCCAGGACCAAAUUGGCUGAGGAGAAAUCAAAGCUUCAAGAAGAGAUGGAACAACUGCGUGAGCUGAACAGAACUUUAAGGGAAGAAUUGGAUGCCUACAAUCAGCGACAGAUUCGGGACAUUCAGAGACGUUUUGACGAUUCUGAAAGGCAGAGAAGGACACCCCCUUUGAACACCAACAGAUUUUCUGGAGCAGGAUGGAAUGUGUUUCCGGAGAGCCAAGUUCCAGUUGUUCCAAGACAAGAUGAAGAUGAGGAGUUGAAAAGUUUCCAACAGUAUGACUGCCCCAAGUGUAGCACACUUUUCCCUGACAUUGAUUCUCUCCAGCUCCAUGUUCCUGACUGCAUUGACAACUAAGUUUUUUUUAACCUUAUCAUUGAUUGUGGUUUGAAAUCUGGUUUAGUAGUUGCUCUUCUGAUUGGUUCAUACAUUCCCCAUCAGUUUGUACAUUUUAUUUCAUGUAUGGUGAAGAUAUGUAUUGUAUUCUGAAAAGUUUAGGUAUUAAGAAUAAUGUGUAAUACUGAUUUGGUCUAAGUAGAGCAGUCAGUGUUUGUCACAAGCUUUUUCCCUAACAGAACACUUCACACAUUCUGAGUAGUUAGCGGAACACUUUACUUAGUGGCCUACUUGUGCAUUUGUUAAUUAUUCCAGUAGUUCUUGGAACACUUAUUCAGGCCUCGUGGAACACUGGGGUUCCGCAGAACACAGUUGGGAAACACUGUGGUAGAGUAUUGAUAUCUAUCAUACCAUAUGACAUUACAAUAGUAAUAUCAUAAACAAUGGUACCCAGAACCAGGCCAACUCUACUUGACAAGCUUUGGGUACAUUAAAAAGUCUCAUUUAGAAUUUAACAAAAAUUUUAGACUAUUGUUAUGAACAUAAUAGCACAAUAGAGUUGGAAACCAUGUCCGCUUAGUAUGGCUUUUAUACACAUCUCUAACAUUUUGUGAACACAUUCUGACUGACUUACAAGCACAUGUAAACAUAAGAACCUUGUUCCAUUCAGAAUUUGAGAGAUUUAUGUGAUUUAUUUUUGUGAACAUUUACUGCAUUCUGUUUUUACAUGCAGAUAUUUGUUGUGCUUGCAAUAAGAACAUGUAAAGUACUUCUUACUCUCCUUUUUUAAACAUUUAUCAUUAGUUCAAAAUUAGUGAUAGUAGUAUUGUUUUUGUAACUGUAUGCUAGAUUUCCUUCAUUUCUCACCAUAUUGUAAAAUAAUAGAUACAAUUCAAAUAGAACUAAUUAAAAUACUAAUAUUACAAAUGUUGAAAAUGGAGAAUUUUAUCUUUAUUUUCUGUUGCACCUUUUAAGAUUUUUCCUUAAAUUUUUUGUUUAAUCAUUGAGAACUAAGAAUAGGUCUUCUUUUUCAAUCAUUAUUUUUAGGUGCUAUUUUUUUGUUGUUGUUGUCUUUCACACUACAGUAAUGCAUUACAAAUUGAAUUUGUGCAAUUUGAAUCAUUUAAUAUACUUUGACAAUCAGUGUCAUUGGUUUUUAUUGGAAAUGUAUAGACUUGUUAAUGUACUGAUAGUAUAUAUAUUUGAAUAAAGUAUUAGUGUUAAUUAAUGUUUGAAAAAAUAACAGAAUUUUUUUUUUGUUCACAUUUUUUUUGUCCCAAUAUAGGUCUAACAAAUAGAUUUUUAAAGUAAAUCUCAUUACUAUACAAUGUAUUACUUGUAUACCAUAAAGGGGUUAAAUACUGUUUUAAUUAUAUUUGUGUAAAUACCGUACGAUUCAUAACUAUGAUCAUAACAAUGAUUUCAAAUAAAAAUAAAAGAAAUUGC